AUCAGUUUGUUGCACUUUCUUCGACUUCAAAUCAGACCAUCGAACAACGCACACGACUGCAAGGACAGAGGUCAGACUCAGUGCUCCGUCCCUACAUUUGACCUCAUCUCAAUUGACUUUCAGAACACCCUCUCAACGAAAUAAUCAUGUCUGACGAUUGGGACAAACCCACCAUCAUUGGCCAGGGUCGAAACAGACCCACUGCCGUGAAAGGAGCUGCAUUGAACAUUGCUCAGCGUUCUGGUACCGCCCUAGAGACUACAGCCAAAGACCGUAGUCAAACCAAGGGUCCGGCCGAUUACCAACGUAAAGCCAAGUUGGAUUUGGACGAUGCUCCCAAACCACCUGAGAAGGUGGAUCAAUCCGUUGCCAAAGCCCUUGCUCAGGCUCGUGCUGCCAAAACGAAACCCGAUGGAAAAAGUAUGACUCAGAAGGAUCUCGCCACUGCUGUCAACGCCAAACCAUCCGAUAUCGCCGACCUUGAAGCUGGCCGAGCUGUACCGAAUCAACAGCUUUUAGGCAAGAUUGAGCGAGUCGUCGGUGUCAAGCUGAGAGGUGCGCCUGAUCUUAUUGGUACUCCAUUGGGAGGGCCAAAGAAGAAGUAGUAGGAAACUCCCAACAAACGAAAACGACGCAAUGUAGCCAAUUCUUCAAUCCUCUCAUGCAUUAGACAUUGCAG
This is a messenger RNA of Kockovaella imperatae, 679 nucleotides long. RefSeq names its product putative multi protein-bridging factor 1. Lineage: Eukaryota; Fungi; Basidiomycota; Tremellomycetes; Tremellales; Cuniculitremaceae. The transcript has 6 exons. Bases 147 to 605 code for a protein of 152 amino acids. Gene Ontology annotation, molecular function: DNA binding. The record is from RefSeq and is a predicted model, not a curated record. Gene Ontology annotation, cellular component: nucleus.